AUGUUUUAAGAUAUAGAUUCAAGCGAAACAAACAAUUUAAAUAUUCCAAAAACUUCAACAGAACAAAGUAAUACAAAAUCAUCUGAUUCAUAAAGAGUAAGUUAUUUUUAUUAUUAGAAAUUAUCCCAAAUGAAAUAAUAUAAUAAAGAAAAUGCCGUGAUUAUUGAUAAAAAAUACGUAUUACUUAAUGUAAUAUAUUAAGGAAAGACUUCAACAAUCUUUGAAGGUAAUAAAACUACUAUAAUCGAAGCGAUCAAUUUAUAAUAACAAUAGGCAUGUGUCGUUCGAAUGACCCUAAUAUCUAAAAAUGAUAAUAGCACUAAAAUACUUUAGUAUUUUAAAACUUAAUUUGAGAAUCAAUUUGAGGAGAAAUAUCAAAAUGGAAAAAUAGUUUAAAACCCUUAAGAUUGUUUAGUGAGAUUGAUUGAUCAUGGAAUUUUCAUGAAUCAAUAUAAUUAUCAAGUUCUAAAUAAAACUGGUCCUAGUUUAAAGUUUUGGUUCAAUUUUUGGAAAUAAAGGUUUUCAUUUGAAUGCAUUAUUUUAAUUACUUUAAAAACUGUAAAAAUAUUUAACAUUUUAGAUUGAUGCUUUGUAAUUAUUGCAUUCUAGUAACUUUAUACAUGCAAAUUUAAAUAUGUAAAGUCUAUUAACAAGUUUGGAAAAUUAAAAGACACUUUCAAUAGGAAAUUUAUAAAACUCUAUAUUAUUCAAACCAAAUUCAAAAAUAGGAUAAAAAUGUUAACAUAUAAAUAAAUAUUCAAGUUUAGGAUAGCAUUUAGGAAUAUGUAACAAAUUAAAAAUAAAAUUAUUAGAGGUUUAUCCCAAAGAUGAUUUAGAAAGUUUACUUUAUAUAGUACUAUAAUUAUUGACAGAUGGAGAAUUUUUUGAUUCAUAAAAAUAAUUUAAAACCAGAGCAGAAAAAUUAUAAUGGUAUUUUUAAAUUAAGCAUUCAUUUUUACCUGAAAAAGUUCUUAAAAAUUAUCCACCAUGUUUUACUGAUUUUGCUAAUAAAAUAAAAUUCUUAAACCCAAUGGAAUUACCAAUUAACUAUGAUAGUUUAAAAUCUGUUUUUAAAGGAUUUAAACAUUUGGAUUUUGAUUGGGUAAUAAUUUUCAUAAUAAUCAUAGAGUAAUUUAAUAAAUGGAUUAAAGAAAAAUAGUGGAAAUUCAAGCUAAUAAGUAUCUUUGUAAAAUGUAGAAAUUAAAUCUGCAUAAAUAUCUUUAGAAACUAUUAAUGAAUCUUUAAAUGAAUAAGUUAUUGAUUUACAUCAUAGAUUAGUAAAAAAUCAGAAGAAUGAUGGAGAUUAUUGUGAUUUAAAUCCAGAAACACAAGAAUCUGAUGGAGAAAUUUCUUUUGAAGAAGAAUCAACAGAUAAAAGUUAUGUGUAUUGCUUCAAAUGA
This is a messenger RNA of Paramecium sonneborni, 1400 nucleotides long. Lineage: Eukaryota; Ciliophora; Oligohymenophorea; Peniculida; Parameciidae. The record is from the annotation of a GenBank genome assembly.